AUGCUGCUGGAUGGUUCCUCACCCCUCUCAGGAUAUAUUAAACUCUUGUUCCUGGCCUUAGCUGUCCUUGUGGUCCUGACUCAGGCUUCCCCAGAUGGAUGGGCCAGGAAGUGUGGUUAUGGAACUGGAAGAUGCAGGAAACAUUGCAAAGAAAAUGAGAAGAAGAAAGAAAAAUGUGGGUUAAGAAAGCUUUGCUGCAUCCCUGCAAAGCAAGACAAGGUUAUUGGUUUUUAUCUCGACAAUUGA
Molecule: messenger RNA, 246 nt
Organism: Balaenoptera acutorostrata (minke whale)
Lineage: Eukaryota; Metazoa; Chordata; Mammalia; Artiodactyla; Balaenopteridae
Product: beta-defensin 115
Exons: 4
Coding region: 1-246 (81 amino acids)
Biological process (GO): innate immune response
Cellular component (GO): extracellular region
Source: RefSeq, a predicted model, not a curated record